Rhinichthys klamathensis goyatoka is the source of this 3610-nucleotide messenger RNA. RefSeq names its product F-box DNA helicase 1 (gene fbh1). Gene Ontology annotation, cellular component: nucleus. The record is from RefSeq and is a predicted model, not a curated record. Bases 60 to 3086 code for a protein of 1008 amino acids. Gene Ontology annotation, biological process: double-strand break repair via homologous recombination; replication fork processing. Gene Ontology annotation, molecular function: protein binding; hydrolase activity; ATP binding. The transcript is spliced from 21 exons. Lineage: Eukaryota; Metazoa; Chordata; Actinopteri; Cypriniformes; Leuciscidae.
CUACACAAGUUUAAAUAUCACAACAUCGGGAGGUUGAAGAGGUUCGUCGUCUUUAUAUCAUGGAAUCGUCCAUCAAAGGAAGGGCCAAACGCAGGCACCUGGGGCCCUCAGAAUGUGAUGAACUGGUGCAAAGCAACGCAGGGAACCAGUCUCUCACUCAGCCAUUUAAUGUCAAGCUUAGCAACAGUGAUCCAAACCGAAGACUUCAGCCCAGGACACCCACCAAAAGAAGCAGACAAGCUUCAGGUGGUGUGGACCAACAGAGGGGCAUCACAGAAUUCUUCUCUGUCACUGGAGUCAUAAGCACCAGCCCCCAAAAAGGAACCCAGACUCCAGUGAAGGAGGAAGAAGAGGAACCCAUCGGACCUCUCAUCCCAGAAGAGGAUAAGAUGGAGGACUUUAUGGAAGGAAUCACUGAGGACAUGUUCGACGAGGACUUUGAGGUUGGAACCACAUUAGUCAAAAAAGAAGAAUUGGUGGAAAAAGAAGAGCAUGAGGAGGACCUGGUUGAAGCCCUUCCUGAUGCCCACUACGGGCUGCUGGGAGUGCAGGGAGGACAGGAGGUUCCCCAGGGUCACGUUCAGGACCUGCCCGAGGAGAUCCUGAGGGAAAUGUUCUCUUACCUCCCAGCAGAUGAUCUCUAUCGACACAUCAGCCUGGUGUGCCAUCGCUGGAGGGCCGUCGUCAUUGACCCCCAGUUUCUACCUUGGAAGAAGUUGUACUGCAGAUACCGUAAACGGGAAAAAGAGGCGCUGAAGGAAGUCAAAUCUAUCCUGCAUGAUAAUAACAUUAUCAAAAAGGAAGACCUCUGUCUUCUUAAUAUGGUGAGGUACAUGUCGCAGUUCAAACACAGCAAACGGGUGAAUGUGAAGGACGUGUUUGAAUGUGUGAAAGGACAUCGGCUCUACGCUCACGCUGAAGGCUGCAUCAAAGACAGACUGCCAGACAUGGCGGAUGAUGAGGGUACAAACCCUUGGUCUACCAUGGCCCUGAUGUUGAUUUUGGCUGACGGAGUGAAGGAUGUCUUGGAUCUGGUAGCUCUCUUGCGGAAGUCUGGGUGUCUGCUGACAGCAGGAGGAAUCUCGGAGUACCUGUGGGCCAUGGCCACUUUGCUCCUGGCCAUGAGAGAUAAUAAUAUUAACAUAAGCAACAGGUGGCAUUACAACAUCUUCUACGUACUGCACUUAAUGGAGAACGCACCGCCUCCUCCAAGCUUGCAUGACAAGAGACAGCACACCACUCACGAGCAACAGCAGAUUCUCAACCAUGACAUCCAGAAUCAUCAUGUUGUUAAAAUAAUGGCUUUUGCAGGCACUGGAAAGACGACCACACUCGUGAAGUACGCUCAGCAAAGACCACAGAUGCGCUUCCUCUACCUGGCCUUCAACAAAUCCGUGGCGAUGCAAGCUCAGCGUUUGUUUCCGCACAACGUCGAAUGUAGUACCAUCCAUUCAAUGGCCUUCAGAGCUGUGGGACUGAGGUAUAAAAAUAUGCGGAAACUGUCCAAUAAUUUGCAGCCGUUUGAUGUGGCGUGGGUCUUGCCUAAAGGACAAGGGGGAUUCGUCAAAGCUAAAGUGGUGACGCAAACCCUCAACAACUACUGGGCGUCCAUAGACCAGCGGGUUGGUCCUCAACACGUUCCGCCAGAGUACAAGAACACACACGGCAAGACUGAAUACCCAGACGAUCAACAAAGAAUGAAUUUUGCAGGUAUCGCACAGAAUUUAUGGGACCAAAUGGUAGAGCUGACCAAAAAAGAGAGAGUGUACAACAUGACCCAUGAUGGAUACCUCAAACUCUGGCAGCUGACGAGACCAGAGCUGGACCGGUAUGAUGCCAUAUUUAUUGAUGAAGCUCAAGACUGCACACCAGUCAUCGUGGACAUUAUGCUCUCUCAGAGCUGUGGGAAAAUCCUGGUUGGAGAUCCUCAUCAACAGAUUUACACUUUCAGAGGAGCGGUCAAUGCUUUGCAUGCUGUUCCUCACACACACAUCUACUAUCUCACCCAGAGCUUCAGGUUUGGUUCUGAGAUUGCCUACGUUGGUGCUACAAUAUUGGACUGUUGUAAAAAAGUGAAGCAGAUAUUGGUUGGUGGGAAUCAGGAUGGGAGUGUAAGAGGAGAGGACACACAAACACUGCAAUGUCUGAACAUGGGACAGAGGCUGCCAGAAGGGAGCGUGGCCAUUCUGAGCCGCUGUAAUGUCACUGUUUUUAGUGAGGCUGUCCGACUCACAGACGUCAACCCCAGCUGCAAGAUCUACAUUGUGGGAGGUGUUGAAAACUUUGGACUGGAAAAAAUUAUGGAUCUCUGGGUCCUGAUGCAACCAGAGGACAAACGCAAGAAGGAGAGCCUUGUGAUCAAGGAUUUCUUCAUCCGAGGUUUCUGCAGAGAUAAGAUGGGUGGAUUCAUGGGUCUGAAGGGAUACGCCAUGGCCUCAGAAGACCGCGAGCUGGAGGGCAAGCUAGCCAUGGUGGAGAAAUUCAACAAACGCAUUCCAGAGCUGGUCAAACGGAUUUAUGAUCGUGCCCAGAAAAGCCUGCUUGGCGCAGAUUUUAUCCUUGGUACGGUGCAUAAGUCAAAAGGCCUGGAGUUUGACACAGUGGUUGUGACAGAUGACUUCAUGAAAGUACCAUGCACUCGACACAACCUGCAGAGAGUGGGCGGUUUCAACGCAGCAAACGUCCUAGAUGACGAGUGGAACCUGUUAUAUGUGGCGAUCACACGAGCCAAGAGAACGCUGUACAUCACCAAGACCAUCAGCAACAUCCUCACAUUCCCUGGGGAGUACUUCCUGAGGUCAGAGCUGACCAGCACUCUGCUGAGUAAAGACCCGUCUCUCGUCUGCUCCACCGAGGACUGUCAGAACCACAUCAUCGCAGACUCCAUCCUCAGCAUGUGCAAACUCCCUGUCAGAUAUAUGGACAGCUCUGACAUGGGUGGCGUUCUGUGUUUGACCUGUGUGGAGCAGCGUGUGGGACCUACAGCAUUCCUGCUCUCUCCUCCUGAACGGGUCAGAUCCAUGACCUAUACCAAUGAAAGAAUCGAGCUGCCCAUCAAUGUCAACAUGCUCUUAUCUUUACUUUAAACGCCAUCGUGUGUUCGGAUCAUUUAAGUGGCCCUUUGACUUUGUGUCUUUUGUAGUGCUUUUGUAAAGUUCAUGUUUGUGGAUUAUUCUAGUCUGCUGUGCAUUUAUUUUUAUAUUUUUACAAUUUUUAGUUAUAUUUAUUUUAGUGUUUAGUAACCAUUUUGAUACUUUAAAAAAAAAAAAGAUUUAAGUUUUUCAUCUGCAAAAUGUUUUUGCCCCUCUCCUUUCAUCAUUCUACUGGUUCUCCCACAUUGCGACUUGCCCUUUUUGGAACAGUAAACAUUGACGUCACUGUUUUUAGGUGGAGAAUAAGCAGUGGCUUUUUCUGGCAGCUUUAGAAGGACCUCUUCAAGCCCUUGAUACCUAUAGUAUUACAGCUGUUGUAAAUGACACAAUAGUUGAUGAGCAACACUAAUCUUUAAGAUUGUAUUUACUGUAUGUCCAUGUUUGUAAAAUCAGUGAUGUGUGGAAAGAAAAAUAACCAUUCCUACACAGAGUAUCACAUAAAGACGGAUGGUAUAAUA